GCGCUUAUCAAUUGUUUCAGUAAAAAUGACGACAUAAGCCAAGCCCAAAUGCUGGAAGGACCAGGUGGACUAAAACUUGUCGUUUCUGUGGAAAAAGCUACCGAGGUAGGAUGGAAGUUUAGUGCGCUUUUAGGAAGCGAGUUUGAUCUGCUUCAAUUCACCCUUCUUCACUCUCCAUGUGCAUCACGUUCAUUUAUUGUCUAUCUUGUUUCAGAAGCUGGGACGUCGUUCAAUCCAAUGACUACUCCUCAGGUCAUAGGUGCACUUGCCAAUGCUAACGAUGAUCCAUACAAACCCAAAAUGGAGUGUCCAACGUGCGGACUGCUUUUGAUUAUUAUUUGUCAAUGUUUUUUUAAUCACAUCCUCUAUCGUCAUAAUUUUUCGACUCACUAUCGAAUCCACACCGCACAUACUGGUGAGAAGCCCUACAUAUGCCCAUCUUGCGGUUAUUCAACGAUAACAAAACGGAAUCUUGAUCGUCACAUUGAAAACCAUCACGUUCGAACAGGAGGAUCCAAAGGUCCAGCGACGAGGAGGAUCUACCUUCGUCAUUCUUUGGCGUCGUUAAAACCCUCUCCCAUAUUUUCUUUGACAACACCAUUAUUUUUUCAUAAUCGUAUCCUAGGUGGUAGGGUAUACGAUUCACAGUUGUUCUUCUCUGAUUCGUUCGCUCGGAAUGAGGAAGGUGCUGUGUGUCGCAGAGAAGAACGAUGUUGCAAAAGGAGUUGCUUCGAUACUAUCAAAAGGUUGCAUUUCUUUUGA
Messenger RNA from Haemonchus placei, 762 nucleotides. Lineage: Eukaryota; Metazoa; Nematoda; Chromadorea; Rhabditida; Trichostrongylidae. The record is from the annotation of a GenBank genome assembly.